AUGACUGAAAUGCAAUAUGGCGUUUAUUAUUUAUAUAUUUGUGGUUGUGGUCAAAUGUUCCGUUAAAACGUUGUUGGCGAGUUAUUUUAUUUAAUUUAGAUAACUGGAGAUUUACUUAAAAUGACUCUACAAGCAAUUAAAUGGGAAAGUAGAAAAUUAGAAAUUUUGGAUCAAACUCUCCUGCCGGCAAUUUCUAAAUAUGUCUCUGUAAAAGGGGUUGAGGAUGGAUGGAAAGUUAUCAACAAAAUGCAGGUGAGGGGAGCACCAGCAAUUGCAAUAGUUGGAUGCCUCAGCCUGGCUGCUGAGAUUGAUGGUGAAAUAUUCACUGACAAGAAGGUACUUCGACAAGAAAUCGAAGGAAAAUUGAAUUAUUUAAUUUCUGCCAGACCCACUGCUGUGAAUAUUAAACUUGCUGGUGAAUACCUAAUAGGUCUUGCUAAUAAAUUAAGUGAAGAUAAUGACGUUUCACCUUCAAUGAUGAAAGAUCAAUUUUUGAAAACAAUAGAGAAUAUGCUGGAAAAGGAUAUCGCCGACAAUAGUGCGAUUGGAAAGUAUGGUUCAGAGGAAAUUUUAAAAUCUGUUCCAAAUGACACUUUAGUUAGAGUUAUCACACAUUGUAAUACAGGAAGUCUUGCUACUGCGGGUUAUGGUACAGCUUUGGGCGUGAUAAGAUCUCUUCACAGUAAAAACAGAAUUGAACAAGUUUAUUGCACAGAAACGAGGCCUUUCAACCAAGGUUCCAGAUUGACUAGUUAUGAAUUAGUGCAUGAUAGAAUUCCGGGUGUACUAAUUUGCGAUGAUAUGGUUGCAUCGUUAAUGAAAUCAAAGACAAUCAAUGCAGUUAUUGUUGGCGCUGAUCGUGUUGUUGCUAACGGUGAUACUGCUAAUAAAAUAGGAACAUAUCAGAUAGCGAUUCUUGCAAAGUAUCACGGUGUACCUUUCUAUGUGGCAGCCCCAUGUACGUCUAUAGAUUUCAGUAUGAAUAGUGGCGAUCAAAUUAAAAUCGAAGAGAGACCUGAAGAAGAAAUAACUCAUAUAUUGAGCCAAAGAAUUGCAGCUUCUGGAAUUCAGUGCUGGAAUCCGGCUUUUGACGUGACACCAGCUGAACUUAUAACAGGAAUAAUCACUGAAAGAGGAGUUUACAAGCCAAAUAAUCUGUCAGUUUUAAAAGAAUACUGUCGGAACAUUGAAAAUCAAUUUAAAUUUUAAAUUCUCAACGAUAUUACGUAACAAGAUUUUCUUUUAAUUUUUCUAAUAAGACAAAUAGAAAGAUAAGACAAAUAGUUGGAGUUUUGAAAAAAUUUUGAUAUAAAUAUUAUAAUAUUAAUAAAUGAAAAAAGAAGAAUACUGUUAGUAAUAAUAAGCUAUUUUUAAAUUCAAUAUAAUUAAUUAUUCUAUUUUAACAACUUUUAAAUAAACACAGCACAAUUUAAAAGACUGACAGUUUUUGAAAUAUUAAAUAUUUUUGCAGUGUUACGAGAAAAUUUUGAAAUUAUUAUUGCAGUCUUAUGUGACUCGAUGAAUUUUUAGAUCGAAAAUUCAUUUUUUAUUGUAUAUUUUAAUAAAAUUCCAAGGAGAGAAAUUUCUUUUUGGAAAAUUACCUUUCUUACAUUUGAAACUGAAUGGCAAUGUGAAUCAGUUUUUACUGUGCUGCAAUUUGUGUAUAGUUUGGUAAAAACUAAGUGAAAAGAAACUCAUUUUCAAGUGUCAGCAGUGUAAUUGUCUUAAUUUUGGUUUCUGAUUUGUUAGCGAUUAAUACGAAAAGGUAGAAUAUUUUGUAAAUUUUAAAUUUAAUAUAUAAAUUGACUACAAGUUGAUUAUUACUUAAUUUUGUGAGAAAAUAUAUUUUAUAAAAUAACAA
This is a messenger RNA of Leptopilina heterotoma, 1861 nucleotides long. Its product is annotated as methylthioribose-1-phosphate isomerase. The transcript is spliced from 5 exons. Lineage: Eukaryota; Metazoa; Arthropoda; Insecta; Hymenoptera; Figitidae. Gene Ontology annotation, molecular function: S-methyl-5-thioribose-1-phosphate isomerase activity. The record is from RefSeq and is a predicted model, not a curated record. Bases 121 to 1209 code for a protein of 362 amino acids.